Molecule: messenger RNA, 1044 nt
Organism: Carassius auratus (goldfish)
Lineage: Eukaryota; Metazoa; Chordata; Actinopteri; Cypriniformes; Cyprinidae
Product: protein N-lysine methyltransferase FAM173B
Exons: 4
Coding region: 249-914 (221 amino acids)
Biological process (GO): regulation of mitochondrial ATP synthesis coupled proton transport; positive regulation of proton-transporting ATP synthase activity, rotational mechanism; peptidyl-lysine trimethylation
Cellular component (GO): mitochondrion
Molecular function (GO): protein-lysine N-methyltransferase activity
Source: RefSeq, a predicted model, not a curated record
AACAAAUGAGGUGCACCGAUUCUCGUCUCGUGAAAUAAUGUAAACGUUCUGUGGUUGUCUUAUAAUUUAUCUAUAGAAUGUGUAGACAGUAUAGCUGUCUGUAUGUUGACAUGACUAUGCCGUAGAUCUAUUUAAAUGUUUUUCUCAUUAGUUGCAUAUCUGAUCUAUUUUAAUUGCGAAUCUUUCAGAAGCUGCGUGCUGUCAUUGGGCAGGAGGUCAGUUAAUGAGUGCCUCUAAAUUCAUUUAGGAUGUCUGAAUUUGGCAUAGAAUCAAAUCACUCCACAGAGACUCAUAAGCAGGGUUCAGCUGGUGACAGUUCUUUUAAAAAACGACUCGGUAUUUUUGCUACUUGUGUGGUCGGAGGGUCAUUGGUGGCUCUGUACGCAGUGACCGGACCGUUUAUAGCACCAGCUUUGAGGAAAGUUUGUCUCCCGUUUGUUCCUGCAACGAGGACUCAAAUUGAAAACGUUCUUAAGGUUUUGAAAACUAGAUCUGGUUCUCUGGUGGAUAUCGGCAGCGGAGAUGGACGUAUAGUUAUCGCUGCAGCAAAAAGUGGUUUCAAGGCAGUUGGCUUCGAGCUGAACCCCUGGCUGGUCUGGUACUCCCGAUUCAAAGCCUGGAGGGAAGGUGUUCAUCACAACACUUCUUUUUAUAUUUCUGACCUUUGGAAGGUCAGUUUUUCAGAGUACUCCAAUGUGGUCAUCUUUGGCGUUCCUCAAAUGAUGGAGCAGCUUGAAGUCAAGCUCCAAACAGAGCUCCAGAGUUCAGCCAAAGUAGUGGCUUGUCGCUUUCCAUUUCCCACUUGGACUCCUGAUGAUGUCGCUGGAGAGGGGAUUGAUACCGUUUGGGUUUAUAAUGCCAAGACAUUCAAACCUCCCAUCAGAAAUUAUAAAGACAGUGAAAGACCGAACUAAUGACAAACUAAGUUUCUUUAAAGAAACAUUUCUUUCUUUAGUGACAAACUUUUUGUCUCUCUCAUGUAAGCAUGAAAAACAGUCCAAUUUGGCUGCCUUGUUGCGCCUAAUUAAAAAUCCCUGUGUUUUA